Rhinocladiella mackenziei CBS 650.93 is the source of this 2727-nucleotide messenger RNA. RefSeq lists its product as uncharacterized. Lineage: Eukaryota; Fungi; Ascomycota; Eurotiomycetes; Chaetothyriales; Herpotrichiellaceae. The record is from RefSeq and is a predicted model, not a curated record. Gene Ontology annotation, cellular component: mitotic spindle pole body; equatorial microtubule organizing center; spindle pole. Bases 1 to 2727 code for a protein of 908 amino acids. Gene Ontology annotation, molecular function: gamma-tubulin binding; microtubule minus-end binding. Gene Ontology annotation, biological process: microtubule nucleation; mitotic cell cycle; cytoplasmic microtubule organization. The transcript is spliced from 2 exons.
AUGACGUCCCUCCAUUACAGAAGUGCUUCGGCGACAGACCGUCGUAGUGCACGCCUCUCGGAUGCUCCUUCUCGCGUCGACUCCACCAGAGCCCGGGAAUAUGAACGACCCUCAGCGCGUGACAGCGGCUCGCCAAUACUACCCGAUGGCUAUAGCGACGCGGCCGAUGGAGUGCAUAAGCCGUCCAAAAACGAGAAUCGGUUCAGCGGACUUGAUCGUCGGAGGGAAAAAACUACGGUCACGACGACCGAAACUGUUCUCAGCAGGAGGAGUCCCAAAAAAGACAAGCCGAGUGCUGAGAGCCGGAUGGGCGAUAACAGUCACCGGCGAAGCACCGUUAGUCCUGUGACGAAGCAUCUUCCCAAGGGAGACGUUGGUCCAUGGGCUCCCUCGGUGACUCUGAUUCCCCAUUCUUCUGCACCCCUGGCCACAAGAGUGACUGCUCCGCCUUUAUCACGCCAUGCUCCAUCCGAUCUUGACCCUCUGUCUCUGGAGUCUAUGACCAUGCAAGAACAGGAACGCGCCAUCCUGGACGAUUUGUUAUAUGUCUUCAUGGGAUUUGAAGGGCAAUAUAUCCGAUUCCAUGACAAUUACGAUCCUGCUGAAGAAAAGGAACGGCUGAUGGGGCCAUCUUUCGAACCGCGACCAGGUCUUGAUCCCAGCUUGAAAGAUAUGACCAGUUCGAUGCUCACCAUGGCUACCCAUCACUGUGCCAUCGAGACUUUCAUUGAGGUCCAGAGCAGGGAGGGAUUUGGUUCCGUCAAUCAUGCUCUCUGUGCAGCCAUUCGCAAACUCCUCAAAGAUUAUCUGAUUCUGACCGCUCAAUUGGAGAUGAAAGUCCUGCACGACCCAAAUUUCACUUUACAUCAAAUGCACAUUGCCGUCAUCCCAACCGCACAAUGUCUCGCACAGAUAUACUCCCUGGCUCAAGAGCUGUUGAAGAAGAACUCGCUUCUGGAAGAAGAUAUUGACGACUCCAUUGACGACUUGGAUGCCGACAAUAUUAUUGAGCGCCUGAAGGAAGGCGGUGAUCUGCUGCCGGGCAGUCUCCGCAAGAAGAGAUGCAUCGGCGGCAACGUCCUUGGCUUGUUGACGAAUCGACUGUCGACAUUCUCUGGGGACCCUGCCGCCAGGGGGAUCCUCGAAAUGCUGCUGCGGGAGUCGAGCCGGCCAUAUAUGGUCAUGCUCAAUGAGUGGCUUCAUCGUGGCGGCAUUGACGAUCCACAUUCGGAGUUCUUGAUCGGCGAGAGGGCCAGUAUUAAGCGCGAGCGUCUCGACGAAGACUACACCGAUGAAUACUGGGAAAAGCGCUAUUAUAUUCGAGAAAAGGAAGUGCCGCCGCAACUCGAAUCGGUGCGAGACAAAGUCCUGCUGGCUGGGAAGUACCUCAAUGUCGUCCGUGAGUGCGGUGGAGUCAACAUCGGCAGCAAAAUUGUCGACACCCCGGCCACUUUCGACGACCCACGGUUCCUCGACAAUGUCAACAACGCCUAUUCUUUUGCAAACAAGGAGCUCCUUCAUCUCCUGUUGACGAAAAAUUCCCUCCGAAGUCGGCUCCGAUCAAUGAAACACUACUUCUUCCUGGAUCGAGCCGAGUUUUUCCUCUACUUUCUCGAGCUGAGUGAUUCGGAGCUUCGAAAAAAGUACAGGGAUGUGAAUGUCGGCAAGCUUCAAUCUUUGCUCGAUCUCGUGCUACAUCAACCCGGCAGCAUUGCUGUUGCCGAUCCAUUCAAAGAAGAUGUGAAAGUGAAGAUGAAUUCGGUGGGAUUGACUCAAUGGUUGAUCAAGGUGGUCAAUGUGCAAGGUGUCGACCAGGAUAAUCCAGAAUCCAUGAUUGAUCAGCACAAGACACCGGCCACGGUGCAGGCGCCCGCGCCGGAGAAAAAUAAGAGAGAAAAGAAGGACGAAGAGGAGAAAGAGAUCAUUGGAUUUGAAGCUUUGGAGCUCGACUACACAGUUCCGUUCCCGUUGUCUCUCAUCAUCAGUCGAAAGACCGUCAUGAGAUAUCAACUCAUUUUUCGAUAUACCCUAGCCCUCCGCCACCUGGAAACUCAGCUCGUGGGAUGUUGGUCGAUACACACCAAAGAGAAGGCAUGGAUUCACAAAUCUUCUGACAAGAGAUUUGAACUGUGGAAACGUCGAGUGUGGACCUUGCGUUCCCGGAUGCUCGUCUUUGUGCAACAGAUGCUGUUCUUCGCCACGGCGGAAGUCAUUGAGCCAAACUGGCAAAAACUAAUGGUCAAGGUUGAUGAUGCAGAACGCGAUGAUGAGACGGACGAGACCAAACUAGGCUUGAACCCUAAAACGAAGCCAACAGUGGAUGAAUUAAUGCAAGAUCAUGUGGACAUGUUGGACUCGUGCAUGAAGGACCUGGGACUGACCCAGGCGAAACUACUCCGCUUGCAUGCCAAGCUCAUGACGGGCUGUGGCAUGUUCGCCUCUUAUGUUGAGCAUACGACAAAGACCAUCUAUGAGGCAGACACGAGUAUCCCAAACCCAUCGGAGAGGACCGCAGGAAAAGUAUCUCCACCUGGACCGACAGAUCCGGCACGGAUGAAGAGGAUAGAGGAGUCGAUCAGGAAGUAUGAAGAGCACUUCAAUCGGCACCUAAAGAUCUUGAUUGAUGCUCUCAACUGGUUUGCCACUACCGAGACCGUCUCAUUACUCAGUCUUUGUGGACGGUUGACCAAUGCUGAGGUGCAGAAACGGGAUGAUCUGUUCAUUUGA